AUGUUGAAGGAUGAGAACUCUUUGAACAUGGUGAAAGUGUGGAUGGUCUUAGAAGUUAGACAAUUCAUUCAUGCUUCAAUCGAAGAUGUAAGUAAUACAAAAAGAAUUUAUCAGACAUUAUACUAA
This is a messenger RNA of Priceomyces carsonii, 126 nucleotides long. RefSeq lists its product as uncharacterized. Lineage: Eukaryota; Fungi; Ascomycota; Pichiomycetes; Serinales; Debaryomycetaceae. The record is from RefSeq and is a predicted model, not a curated record. The coding region runs from base 1 to 126 and encodes 41 amino acids. The transcript has a single exon.